CACACAUCUUUUCCGCUCCACUGACAUUACGAGUUCGGACUCCGUAGUUGCUGCAUUGGUUCAGCAGCACAGGUGCUUGUACAUCCUCUCACUGCACCACUGUACCCGAGAACUGGAAUAAGACUGGAACAAAAUAGCAGCUGCAAGCAACCAGAGGGGCAAAGAAAUGACAGGCAAGAGAUGAAGAGAAGGUUUGCACUGAAAAUGCGUGAGGUCGCUCUACUGUCCUGUAUACUGCUGCUGCUGCUUUUGGCCAGGUGCGUGAAUGCAGCAUGCCCCUCUGUAUGUUCCUGUAGUGAAAGCGACAGAGAGGUGGACUGCUCCUAUAGAGGACUGAGAACCCUUCCCAGUGGUUUCCAGCUUAACAUUAAUUUUCUCAAUCUGUCCCACAACCGCCUGGCUGACCUCGACCAUGUCCUGGCCCCCUACACCCACCUUCGCACACUGGACGUCUCUCACAACCGACUUUCGCGCAUGCCUGCCUUGUUGCCCCGCUCGCUCUGGGAGAUUCACAUCUCAGGGAACCGCAUCCGCCUUCUGGAGAAAAAUGACACCGCUUACCACUGGAACCUGCGUCUGCUGGAUUUGUCAGCAAACAGGCUAGAGCGGGUUGUGUUCAUCAACAAUACGUUAUCCAGCCUGCAGACUCUCAACCUCAGCUGCAACAAGUUCUGGACCGUGCCUACUAACUUGCCCCGAAACCUGGAGGUGGUGGAUCUGUCGCACAACACACUGGUACAGAUCCUGCCUGGGUCACUAGACCGUCUACCCAGACUAUCACACUUCUAUCUUCAUGUCAAUCGCUUUUCCACAGUGUGCGAAGGUGCCUUUGAACAGCUUCAUGGAUUGAGACUAAUCACACUAGGAGACAAUCCUUGGGCCUGUGACGACCACUCCAUCAUCGCGUAUCUGCUGGACUGGACCAGACAGACUUCAGCCCGUGUGCUGGGGUGCCCAUGCCACACAUGGUCAGUCUGUGGAGAUGCUCAGCUUGCAAGGGUGACAUCAGGGUGGUACUUUGCUUCCUACACACUUGCUCCAUAUGGUAAGGUGGGAUGGGAGUUCAAUCGUCUCCUAUCUGGUGUGACCACCCACUACAGAUCUGAAGAAGUGCUCACUGACACGGAGUACACCAGGAAGGCUCCAAAAAUCACCAGUCAUUUAGACGACACUGCGGAAUCUUUUGGACAUGGUUUUCUUUUGACCUCCACUUCAGAAAGUCUUACUGCUACUAGCCUGCACAUCCCCACAGACAUGCCGGUUACAGAGGAUUUACUUACGACCGGUGGAGUCUCCACUACAAGCACACGCAGGACAACCACUCUUCGCACCAGGAGCGUCAGGAGAACCAGUCAGAAGCUUGGCAAAAAUGCCAGCCCAGAAAAAAGAUCUUGGUGUAUGCUCACAGUCUCGCUAAAUGUGCUCUUUCUGAUAACUGCUGACCACAUCAUGUAAGAACUUUAGAGAAUUGCUUCUAUCGUGAUCUUUGUAAAAGUUCCAAAAACAUACCUGAUCGCACUGCAUUUUUAAUAAUUUCCAUGCUCUGGGACAAAACAUAGUAUUGGAGCUAAAAAGUGUCUCAACCAUCUGAAAAGUGAAUUUUCAGAUAGGAUCAUAUCAUGAAUAUCAUAUAACACCAUUUUUCACAAUAGUUCUUCUUCUUA
Clarias gariepinus (North African catfish) is the source of this 1664-nucleotide messenger RNA. Its product is annotated as oligodendrocyte-myelin glycoprotein-like. The record is from RefSeq and is a predicted model, not a curated record. Gene Ontology annotation, biological process: neuron projection regeneration. Lineage: Eukaryota; Metazoa; Chordata; Actinopteri; Siluriformes; Clariidae. The transcript is spliced from 2 exons. The coding region runs from base 181 to 1455 and encodes 424 amino acids. Gene Ontology annotation, molecular function: protein binding.